Messenger RNA from Glossina fuscipes, 2485 nucleotides. Its product is annotated as DNA replication factor Cdt1-like. Gene Ontology annotation, molecular function: DNA binding; DNA polymerase binding. Gene Ontology annotation, biological process: DNA replication checkpoint signaling; DNA replication preinitiation complex assembly; mitotic cell cycle. Bases 165 to 2291 code for a protein of 708 amino acids. The transcript has 3 exons. Gene Ontology annotation, cellular component: nucleus. The record is from RefSeq and is a predicted model, not a curated record. NCBI's taxonomy places the organism in Eukaryota, Metazoa, Arthropoda, Insecta, Diptera, Glossinidae.
UAAAGCAAACGUCAACAGACAAUUUUUCUUUUGGAGGGAAAAUUUCUAAUCAAUUGUAAUUUAAGCGGUGGCUAGUAAUAGAGUAUUUCGCGUGUUUAAUUGUAAUUUACAACAAGUUUAUAGAAGUAAAUUAGAAUAUUUUAAAGGAAUUUAAAGAAAAAACAAUGACUCAGCCUUCUAUAACAUCAUUUUUUAAUACACGUAAACGAGCAAAUGCUGAGGACUUUAUUAACACGAAAACAAGACCUCUAGAAGAGGAAACAAACAUAGAGUCGCAGUUAGAUGAUGACACAUCGAAUUUUAAGACUGACCUGCGCUCCUGUUCCGGACGAAUGAUUAAGCGUUUCGGUAUUCCAGAAAGCAUUCAGUUAGCCGCUACUGGAGUUUCUCCAAGAAAGAUGACCAAAAUUGAAGAAGAAACGAAGGAGAAGAAGAAUCUUGUCGAGUGCAUUAAAAAGGAUUCUUUAUCGCCCAAAAAAGCGGAGAACACGCCUAUUCUCAGCAGAAAACAGAUAAAUGAAACUACACCCUGUGCUCCUGGUAAUGUGGACAUUACAGAGUCGGAAUUGAGAAAUUCCAAGAAUGAUGAAACAAAUCUUAAAACUCCUACAAAACAGAUUAUAAAGGGCUCCGUGCUUGCAAGCCGGACUGAGCUAAAAUCACAUGUUAAAAAAGAACUCAACUUCGAUGAAGUUAAAACAAAAAUAUCACGAUCGUCCAAAUUGCAAGAGUUAAAGGCAUCAUUGGCACGGAUAAAAGAACUUGAAAAGACACGGAAAGCGCAAGAAAACAAGAGCAGACUUCUAAAAAAGUCAACAUCUCCGUGCCAAAAAGCCGCUGGGGUACAAUUGAAAGAAUUCGAUACUAUUGAAUUGGAAGUCUUCAGCAGCCCUUCUAAAGUUUUUAAGACGCCCACUAAGUUACUCCCAGCAACACCCGACAAAAAUGAACUCAUGUCACCGCGCCAUACCAACGCUUCAAAGCGUCUACUAUUUAGCCCUUCUAAAGAUGGCUCGCCUUCCAAGAUAGUCGCAAUUCCGGCCUACCAACGGUUUUUAGAUUUGAUUAAAACUAGCAAAUGCGACCAGUUGGCCUUGCCCAAUAAAUAUCGUCAUUUAUUAGAGAUUUUCAAAGGCUUAGACUCAGUAUGUGCUAUGUUUUAUAAUCGUAAAGAAUGCAUUACCUUCAAAAAACUAAGACCGGCAGUGCAACGAAUGUUGCUUAAGAAUUUCAGUCAAAACCAUUUGGCACAAAUCAAGACAGUUUUCCCUGAUGCGUAUACAUUUACGCAAAUGAAAAUGCGUAACUAUGGAUCCAUUUCCAAGGUAGACUAUUUCCAAUUGGUUAUAACACCGAACAUCGAUAAUGCAGAAGAACGGCAAACAUUAAACACAAUUGACGAAAAUAAUGUAUUAGCUAAAGCUGACAAUAGUGCAAUGAAUCCGCACAUGAUAACGCAGCGUUUACACCGCUUUCGAGAUGAGCUAUUGCAGCGCGUAAAAAUAGAACAUGACAAAUUUCUGAGAUCACUGGAUCCACCACUUUCGAUACCUAAAGAGAAAGUGACACGUUGGCAUCCAGACUUCGACUUGGAAAAUUGUCCUGGUAUUGAGUUGGCCCAGUUGCCCCAACCACCAAAUACACAAAAAUACUCUUCCGCUAAAGAUAUCUUAUUGACGACUCGCAAUUUAUUUCAUUAUAAUACUUGUAUGGAAAAAGCAGGCGAAUCCUGUGAGACUGACGUGGUGGAAGAUGGUUUGCAAGCAGACAAUUUUAAAAAUCAACGACAAUCAAAUGAAAAGAACGAAGACGAGAAAGGUAUUAAAACAGUGGAAGUAAAUAAAAUGAAUGAGACAGGCUGCCCAUUCGAUCCUGUACCAAUCCCUGAUUUAUUAAAAGGCGUACCCAAAGCUUUGCUGGAAAAGAUACGAGCUAAACAAGCUGCUAAGGCUUUAGAAGCCAUGACUCGACGUCCUUCCCAAGACAAAGAGGCUGCGCAGUAUUCACGACUACCCGAAUUGGCUCGCUACUUACGCAACAUCUUCAUUACUGAACGCAAGGGCGUCUUAACUCAGGAGGUUAUUAUUAAAAGAAUCCAAAAUAGCUUUCGCAUUUGUCUCAAUUCAGUGGAAAUUGAGCAUCAUCUGCAAUUAAUAGCUAAAGAAGUGCCAAAAUGGUUAACGUUUUACGAGGUUCGUAAAACCAUGUAUUUGAAAAUCAACAAACAAUUGGAUUUAGGUGAAGUAAUCGAACGUUUGGAAACGGUGGCCAACAACAAAAGCGAAAUAUAGUACGAUUGUUGGCAAAUUCUCGCGAUUAUUGUAAUUAUCUUAAUUAACUUAUUUGGAAACUAUGAUCUUUUUUUCUUCUACUUUUACGUCAUAAACAUGGAACUUCUACAUGCAUCCUGCUUGUCACAAGUGUGGCGUCAAAGUUGAAUUAUUUACAUAUUGAAAUCGUUUUUUCAAAUAUAACUAUUUAUUAA